This is a messenger RNA of Prunus dulcis (almond), 1668 nucleotides long. Its product is annotated as basic 7S globulin-like. Bases 241 to 1536 code for a protein of 431 amino acids. Lineage: Eukaryota; Viridiplantae; Streptophyta; Magnoliopsida; Rosales; Rosaceae. The record is from RefSeq and is a predicted model, not a curated record. Gene Ontology annotation, biological process: proteolysis. The transcript has a single exon. Gene Ontology annotation, molecular function: aspartic-type endopeptidase activity.
CCUCACUGCCAAGUACCCCUACAUACUCACCAACUCUUUGUUCUCAUAUCAAGAUUAUGCUCACUUCUUCUGCUUUCAAAUCCCUCAAGCAAGGACACAAUGCCAAAUUUUGAAAUGUCCAUAUGCAAGCCACCCUUCUAUAAAUUGCAAGCUCUGCCUCUCUAGUUCUUUGCCAAUUCCCACCGUUUCAUCUUCCUAUCUAUACCAAAACUUGUUCAUUUCCAAAUUCCAAUUGCAUCCAUGGCUUCUUUCCUUCAUAAUUUCCUGCUCUUCUUCUGUUCUUUAUCUCUUAUCAUUCUCACAUCUUCAGCAACCAAAUCCCAAACCCACGUCCCCAUCAGACCAAACAAGCUUGUCCUCAAAGUCCAGAAAGAUAGGGCAACCAAUCUCCAUGUGGUCCAAAUUCACAAAAGAACCCCUCUAGUCCAGUUCCCCUUUGUCAUAGACCUAACUGGGAGGUUCUUAUCAGUCAAUUGUGAGAACCAAUACACGUCAUCAACUUACAAAGCCCCUGUUUGCCACUCAAGCCAGUGUGCUAGGGCCAACAGCCACACGUGCCGCACGUGCAGCUCUUCGAAAACCAGACCAGGCUGCCAUACCAACGCUUGUGGGCUCUUGACCACGAACCCUGUGACCCAACAAAGUGCCCAGGGUGAGCUCGCAGAGGAUGUCCUCAAAAUCCCAUCAACCCAAGGCUCAAGCCCUGGCCCAAUGGUCACAUACCCCCAUUUCCUCUUUGCUUGUGCACCUUCCAACAUCUUGCAAAAGGGGUUACCCAAAAAUGUUCAAGGUGUUGCUGGUCUAGGCCACUCCCCAAUUUCCCUACCAUACCAACUAGCUUCCCACUUUGGCUUCCCACCAAAAUUUGCAGUGUGCCUCACUUCCUCACCUGGUAAAAAUGGCGCCGUUUUCUUCGGUGAAGGACCCUAUUUCAUGAAGCCGGGCAUCGAUGUGUCACGCCAGUUGACCUAUGCCCCAUUCACCAUAGGCCAGCAAGGAGAGUACUACAUCAAUGUUCAAUCAUUUAAAAUCAACAACGCCAUGUUGCCUUCGAUCCCAAAAGGUGGGUUUGGUGGGGCAAUGAUCAGCACCACAACUCCCUACACAACUCUCCAAACCCCAAUUUUCAGGGCACUCAAUCAGCUUUUCAUGAACCAGCUUCGAGGGGUGCCUCAUGUGAAACCCGUGGCACCAUUUGGGGCAUGUUUUGACGCAAACAGAAUCCCUACCAGCAAGAUGGGGCCUACGGUUCCCAGCAUAGACCUUGUUCUGGACAAUAAGAAAAACAUCAUGUGGAGAAUUUUUGGUGCAAACGCUAUGAUUCAGCCACGUCCUGGCGUGAUGUGUUUGGCGUUUGUGGACGGUGGGAUGAGGCCUAAGGCUCCAAUUGUGAUUGGGACCCAGCAGUUGGAGGAUAAUCUGCUGCAGUUUGAUUUGAUGAACUCAAGGCUGGGAUUUAGCUCUUCCUUGUUGUUCCGCAGGACCAACUGUGCCAACUUCAACUUUGGCACCUCCUCCACCAACACUGAUCCGUAGAUUGUGAACCCCUUUGAGAGAUGAUCUGAGGGUUUUUGUGUAUGUUGAUAAAAUAAAAUAUGUACUUUAAAGCUUUAUGUUUGAUGUUGUCUCUAAUUAAGUGACGGCAUAAAUAAAACUUUUAUUUAAUUA